Molecule: messenger RNA, 3203 nt
Organism: Aplysia californica (California sea hare)
Lineage: Eukaryota; Metazoa; Mollusca; Gastropoda; Aplysiida; Aplysiidae
Product: dihydroorotate dehydrogenase (quinone), mitochondrial
Exons: 10
Coding region: 144-1493 (449 amino acids)
Biological process (GO): 'de novo' pyrimidine nucleobase biosynthetic process; pyrimidine ribonucleotide biosynthetic process
Cellular component (GO): cytoplasm; mitochondrial inner membrane
Molecular function (GO): dihydroorotate dehydrogenase activity
Source: RefSeq, a predicted model, not a curated record
UGACUUUUAUUCGUACGUGCUUGUGAAUAACCAUAUUCUGGGCCUUGAUAAAGGGUAAAUCGAAAGUAGGUCUUGCUUGCUGCUCGACGCUCGUUGAACUUGGCGGUGGCGGUGUUUCUGCGAAUUCAAGCUAGAAUCUAAUCAUGAAUCCAGUUACAAAUGGAUCCAAGUUUUGGGUGCAGUUAAGGCAGGCUGCUGUGAUAGUGAAUGGAGGUAUAAUGAUAUUUGCUGGUGUCAACUUAUACAGAGGCAAUGAUAAAUUUUAUGAGGAAAUUGCAAUGCCCAUGUUUAGGAUGUUUGGGGCAGAAACUGCACAUAACUUAGGCAUCAAACUGGCCAAGUACAAAAUUGUGCCGAAACCUCAAAAGCCAGAUUCCCCUCUUUUGAAAACAGAGGUUUGGGGUAGGUCUUUCCCCAACCCAAUUGGGCUGGCAGCUGGGUAUGACAAGCAGGGGGAGGCAGUCGAUGGCCUGCUGAAAAUUGGCUUUGGCUUUGUGGAAGUGGGUAGCGUCACACCGGCACCACAGCCGGGAAACCCAACUCCGAGGGUGUUUAGACUGAAGGAAGACAAAGCUGUUAUAAACAGAUAUGGUUUCAAUAGUGAUGGCCACGAAGUUGUCUUUGAAAGACUGUCAAGGAGAAAUCAAGAACAAGCUGGUGAAAGUUACCCUCCGACAUACGUUGGUGAACAGAGAAAUAUGCUUAACGUAAAUUUUUGGACUGAAGUGGAAGAUGAAAGAAAUAACAUUGCUAGUUGGAUUAAAGUGCUGAAAAGAAGAGUUCGCACUAGAAUGAAAGAAGCUGGAGUUCUUGGUGUCAACUUAGGGAAAAACAAGACGUCACCCGAUGCAGUCAGUGAUUAUGUCAAAGGAGUACGGAAAUUUGGUGGGAUAGCAGACUAUUUAGUUAUAAAUGUGUCAUCCCCAAAUACCCCAGGACUCCGAGAUAUGCAAAAGCAAGAAGUCCUGAUCGAGUUAUUAGAUCAGGUUGUUGCAGAAAGGAAUAAACUGACAGUGUCCCCCAAGCCACCUCUUCUGGUGAAGAUAGCUCCCGACCUGACAGAAUCAGACAAAAAGGAUAUCGCAGCAGUUGUCACAAGGCCGCAGAGCGGAGUAGAUGGAUUGAUCAUCAGUAACACCACCGUGGCCAGGCCCGAGUCUCUGAAGAGCAAGCACAAAGCAGAGAUGGGGGGUCUCAGCGGAGCCCCACUCACGGAAAAAUCUCUUCAAGUGAUACGAGAUAUGUACAGGUUAACGCACGGCAAGAUACCGAUUGUUGGGGUAGGAGGCGUGAGCUGUGGUCAAGAUGCGUAUGACAAGGUGAAGGCUGGAGCCAGUCUGAUCCAGAUGUACACCGCUCUCGUCUACCUGGGACCCCCUGCUGUAGGCAAAAUUAAGAGAGAGAUGGAGGAACUGCUCAGGAAAGAUGGCUACAAACACAUAUCAGAGGCUGUUGGCGCAGACUUCAAGGCAAGAUCUGAAGUGAAAUCAUGAAUCUCAAGAUAUUCAGCCCUGAAAUUUGCUCAGGCCCUUAUCUCUUCUUUCCCAUUUUGAGGCAUUUUGCUGUGAACCUCAACCAUCACAGAAGAAAAUCCACUUUGUACAUUUGUAAUAUAAUAUGCUCAGUAUAAGACUCCGUCAUAUCAUCCUAUAAGAGCCAGUGCCAGGUAACAAGGUUUUAACGAAUUUUUCAGGAGGAACAAAAAACUGAUUAAUGUAGGUAUGUAUGAAUGAUCAACACACCGGAAACGAUCAAGCCCUAAAAUCCUAUCGUAAUAUGAUACGCGAUUUAGGAAUUCUUGGCUUUACUGUCGGUUCCGUGGUAAUUCUUGUUGCGUCAUCCAAGUUGUAACAAUAUUGAAAGCCAUUCCGCUUAUUUCAUGAUGAGCUAAUGUGGAAGCAAACAUCUAUGAUAAGUGAAACAGUUAUUUGCUUUUUAAAAUAUAACGAUUUUAAGCCGGGGAACUCAAUGAAACUUAUACAGAAAUGAAGCCCAUGAUACGCGCUUUCGAUUGGCGACAAAAAAAUUUUGCAAAAAAAUCAUGAUACAUGGUUCUAGCUUUUUUAGGACAAAUGUCAUUUUUCAAAAUGACGUACAGCAGUUUUACACUCAACAGUCAAUAUGCAAGCUGUUCUGUCCAGCAGCACUGAAUUACUACUAGGGAUCAAAAGAAAUCAAUCGGUCCAAUCAGGUGAUCAGCUAUGAAAUUACUAAUCAUAGAGAGUCUAGUACGCACAUGGUGAACUCGCACAUAGCGAAUAUAUUUUCAGGUCCCAUAUUUUUUCUGAAAUACAACAUGUAUAUUCUUGUAUUUAAAACAAGUACAUGAGGAUACAAAACAAUUUUUGCGUCCUGAUUUUGCUGUGUGUGUGCUGGACUGUAGUUGUUAAAUGAGCUUUGUUUUUUACAUAAUACUGGUUUGUGUUUCAUCAUUGUAAGAAUAUUAUUUACCAGAGUGCCCCUUUUUUUCACAGAGUUAUGAACUGCUUUCUCAAAUGCAUUCAUUCAGUGAGACAUUUUCAUUCAGUGGAAUUUUCUGUUGUGGGGACUUGCUAGAAAUGUGUUGAAAGAAGCAAGCAAAAUGUGGUACCAUUAUUGUUUAGAGAUCUGAAAGGACAGGAUGAACAUCUAUGUAGAAGUUGGGAAAGUGGAGAGUUGAGGGCAUGUUAUGAUAUAUUAGACAUUCUUCUGGCAGGGCUGUCUGACAAAAUAGUCCUGACAACCGUUUUGUGACAUACUGUUGUGUAUGUUACCUCCUGAAUUGGCUCCUCAAUAUUUUAUGCGUUCAGUCUUCUUUUUAAUGUAAGAAAUAUUUUAAAUACAUGGAUCAUUGUAAAGAAUCAUAGAUCUUGAACUGUAUGAUUUCUUGGCAUUUGAAUCAUCUAUGUUGGUAUGUUUUGAGACAUAAUGUUGUGUAUGUUACUUCCUGAAUUGGCAUCAUAGCAUUUCAUGCAUAGUCUUUUAAUGUAAGAAAUAUAAAUACAUGGAUCACUGCAAAGAAGUAUAGAUCUUGAACUGUAUGAUUUCUUAGCCUUUGAAUCAUCCAUGUUGGUCUAUUGGUUGAUUUGAAAUGGUCUGUGAAAGUUACUGGGGGGGGGAAAAAAAAAAAUAUAUCUUCCCUUGCCAUAUUUUGUCAUUUUUGUUUGAAAGCCAUGUUGGUCAGACUACAUUAAAAUGCUGCCAGUGUCUUACACCCCUGAAAA